Messenger RNA from Diospyros lotus (date-plum), 2445 nucleotides. RefSeq names its product coiled-coil domain-containing protein SCD2-like. The transcript is spliced from 17 exons. Bases 3 to 2027 code for a protein of 674 amino acids. NCBI's taxonomy places the organism in Eukaryota, Viridiplantae, Streptophyta, Magnoliopsida, Ericales, Ebenaceae. Gene Ontology annotation, biological process: cytokinesis by cell plate formation. The record is from RefSeq and is a predicted model, not a curated record.
GGAUGAGGCCAGUGUACGUGAGACAGAAGAGCAUCGAGGCGCCGGAUGGAGGCCAACCGACGUCGUCGUCUCCCGUGGCGUCGCCGCUGCAGCGCCAUGCACGCUCCGGUUCGACUGGCGGGGCCAAUCUCAGGAGGCCGGCGAUGAACACCGCCGCCAAAGGCGCCGCCGCCCAGAGGCUCGCUCAGGUGAUGUCUAGUCAGUCCGCCGACGACGAUGACGAGGAGGAGGAUGACCUCAUGUAUGACUACACCCCCUCCAAUCUCGCCACCCCCGGCUUUGGCCUCGCCGGCGGCGGAAGGCCAGCCAGGCCCCGCCCAGUGUCAGUUCGUUCCUCCGUAGACCAGCAUCCACCUGCACGUGGGGCAUCGAGUGGUCAAAUUCUGAGCUCUGCUGAACAACAACCUCCAAUAGCUCAUUCAAGCUCAGCUGGACAGCUUUCUCAGCCCAAUUCUCUGGAACAACCUCCGUCUGCUCGCUCUGCAUUGCCUACUCGAUCAUCUCAAUCUGCCAACUCGGUGGAACAAUUACAACCUCCAUCUGCUCGUUCUGUUUCAGCUACCCGAUCAUCUCAAUCUGCCAACUUGGUGGAACAAGUACAACCUCCAUCUGCUCGUUCUGUUUCAGCUAUCCGAUCAUCUCAAUCUGCCAACUUAGUGGAACAAGUACAGCCUCCAUCUGCCCGUUCUGUUUCAGCCAUCCGAUCAUCUCAAUCCACCAACAACAUGGAACAGCCUCUGUCUGCUCGGUCUAUCUCAGCCAGCCGUCCAAAUAUAGGAGCUAAGGCAGUUCCCAUAAUACCUCCUAGUAUCCCACUAAAAUUGAGGCCACAGGCUUCUGUAAUUUCAUCAGAGAUUCCCACUGAUAAUCGAAGAGACAAAAGGUUGUCCAUAGAUAUGGGAAGUAUGAAUCUAAGAGAAUCAGGCACUCAGCAUUCUACUUCUGCUCUACAGGAUGAGCUUGAUAUGCUACAAGAAGAAAAUGAAAGCCUACUUGAAAAGAUUCGAUUUGCAGAGGAAAGAUUUGAAGAAGCAGAGGCAAGAGCUAGGCAGCUUGAAAAACAGGUUGCCAAUCUUGGAGAAGGUGUGUCAUUAGAAGCCCGGCUUUUGAGCAGGAAGGAGGCAGCUUUGCAGCAAAGAGAGGCUGCUCUGAAAGUUGCAGCAGAAACUUAUGGUGGUAAAGGUGAAGAAGUACAGGCCCUACGGAUGGAAGCUGAGUCUGCUAGGGACGAAGCUGCAUGUGCUCUGGAGGGGCUCCGCAAAGCUGAGACUGAAAAUAAAUCACUUCGAAAUAUGACUCAGAGACUGAUACUAACCCAGGAAGAGAUGGAAGAAGUUGUUCUUAAGAGGUGUUGGCUUGCCCGAUACUGGAGUUUAUGCAUUCAACAUGGAAUCCAUGCAGAGAUAGCUUCAGCACGAUAUGAUCACUGGUCAGCCUUAGCCCCUCUUCCUGUUGAAGUUGUUUUGGCUACUGGGCAGAAAGCAAAAGAUGAAGAUGCGUUUGCAAAAAGUGAUGCUCAGGAAAGGGAAAAGGUUCUUCAAGACUUGAAUGAACUCUCUGGAGAGGGAAAUAUUGAGAGCAUGCUUUCAGUGGAGAAAGGUCUUAGAGAACUGUCUUCACUAAAGGUGGAGGAAGCUGUAGCAAUUGCAAUGGCUCGACAACGUCAAUCAAAUUCGGGAAAAUCUGGUUUAACAGAUGACCUGAAGCUACCAAUGAAUGGGCAAAAUUUCUCAGAAACAUUUGAAUUGAGCCAACAGGAGUCUGAAGAUGUGCUCUUUAAGCAGGCAUGGCUAAUGUAUUACUGGAGAAGAGCAAAAAACCGUGGAAUAGAACCAGACAUUGCAGAGGAGCGUCUAGAGUUCUGGAUCAACCAUGCCACUCAGUCACCGAGCUCUAGUGAUGCAGUCGAUGUUGAGCGUGGCCUUGUGGAACUCAGCAAGUUGGGUAUCGAAACCCAGUUGUGGGAAGAAUCACGCAAGUUCGCCAACCAGGGCUCGAGUAAAAUACCAACCCUUGCAGACUUCUGAUUUCUCCCAGUCAAAUCUUUUUACUCUUUUGGCCGAAGAAAAUCUCUUUUUCUUUUCUUGUUUUUUGUGUUCAUUUACUGGAAUCAAAGUGCCAUUGCUGCUAAAUUAUUCAUUUUGGAAUGGGUCAUAGACUGUUUUUAACUCUUCAUCUAUAGGCGUCAACUUGUUUAGUAGGAAUGAAACUGCCUCUAUAUAUGGUCUCCUUCUGGUUUAGCAGCACCGAAGCUCAUUUAUGUUCAUUUAGCAGCAGCAGCAGCAUAAUGAGAGACUGCUUUCUCAUUUCUGCUCUCUCUUCAUUAGACAGUGCUGGGAGUUAUUUCGUCAUGUUUUUUACUUGUAUUGCAAAGGUUUUGAAUUCUUAACAGUAUGCUACAGAGGUUGAUGAAUACCUUGGAUUUAGUAUCAGAUGGGUUGGCAA